Alnus glutinosa is the source of this 1224-nucleotide messenger RNA. Its product is annotated as rust resistance kinase Lr10-like. The transcript is spliced from 3 exons. NCBI's taxonomy places the organism in Eukaryota, Viridiplantae, Streptophyta, Magnoliopsida, Fagales, Betulaceae. The record is from RefSeq and is a predicted model, not a curated record. The coding region runs from base 1 to 1224 and encodes 407 amino acids. Gene Ontology annotation, biological process: protein phosphorylation. Gene Ontology annotation, molecular function: ATP binding; protein kinase activity.
AUGUAUAAGCUUUAUCAAAUUCCAGUUGCUUUAAUAGCAGUGGAUUAUGAUAAAUUUGUUCAAUUGAGUUGGUCCACACCAGACUGCAAACGCUGUGAAGUGAAAGGAGCAUUACCAAAGUUAGCGAUUGCUGGUGUCAUCUUAGGUUCAUUUUUGAUACUGUUCUCUAUCUUUACUCUCUACCAUUUCUAUACUUAUGAUAAAGUUGAAAAAGAACAUCAAGCAAAGAUCGAAAAGUUUUUGGAGGAUUACAGAAAUUUCAGACCCACGAGAUACUCGUAUGCUGAUGUUAAAAGGAUUACAAAUCAAUUUGCUGAAAAGUUAGGUGAAGGAGCAUAUGGAACAGUAUUCAAAGGAAAGCUUUCCAAUGAAAUUUAUGUUGCAGUGAAGAUCCUGAAGACAUCAACGGGAAAUGGGGAAGAAUUCAUAAAUGAAGUAGGAACAAUGGCUAAGAUCCAUCAUGUUAACGUGGUUCGCUUGGUUGGCUUUUGUGUUGAUGGAUUUAGAAGAGCUGUAGUUUAUGAGUUCUUACCAAAUGAUUCACUAGACAAGUUUAUAUCUUCAACGACCGCCAAGAACCUUAUUCAUAAUUGGGAUAAGCUGCAAGAUAUUAUUGCUUUCGGCGUAGCAAAAGGAAUCGAAUAUCUUCACCAAGGAUGCGACCAACAAAUCCUCCAUUUUGACAUCAAACCUCACAAUGUUUUGUUAAACCAGAACUUCAAUCCAAAAAUUUCUGAUUUUGGUCUUGCCAAGUUGUGUUCUAAGGAUCAAAGUGCAGUUUCCAUGACCACAGCUAGGGGGACUAUGGGCUACAUUGCACCUGAAGUGUUCUCUAGAAAUUUUGGAAAUGUAUCUGCAAAAGCAGAUGUUUAUAGCUUUGGAAUAUUGUUACUUGAAAUUGUUGGAGGGAAGAAAAAUGUUGAUGUUGCAAUUGAGAACACUAACCAAGUCUACUUUCCAGAAUGGAUCUACAAUCUCUUGGAACAAAAAGAAGACAUACGAAUCUUUGUUGAGGAUGAUGGAGAUGCUAAAAUUGCAAAGAAACUUCCAAUUGUAGGACUUUGGUGCAUCCAAUGGCACCCAAUGGACCGUCAUUUAAUUAAAAAUGUGGUUCAAAUGUUAGAAGAAGAAGAAGAUAAAUUAACGAUGCCUCCUAAUUCCUUUGCCUCUGCAGGCCUCAUAAAAACUAGAGAAAAUAUGGCUACAAAACGUCUAAACAAUUAG